CUUUUUUCUCUCUAUUUUUUUCCCUUUCUUUCUUCGAAAUUUAGCCAUGAAAAGCCAGCUCUCUUAACCCAGCUAAGGUUAGCUCUUUCACUUGGGCUUUUCACGUGUUGUUGAGUUUAUCGUUAAGUCCUCCCAUGAAGAUGCAUGUAGCUGAAAUAAAUCAUUUUGGGAAUUGCACUGAAGAUGCAUCUAAUGAGCAAUCACUCUCUGCAGUAUCUCUGGAUGCUUAUAAUGUCUUUGAAGAUCCAGAGGUCCUACCUCGAGUAGGAGAUCAGUAUCAGGUUGAAAUUCCACCCUUAAUAACAGAAUCUGAUUCUCUCCUGCUGACAGACAACCCUACUGAUGUAAAAAGCUCUGUUGUGUCUUAUGAACAUCUGAUGGGAUUACCCGUGUCAAUAAUGUGGGUCAGCAAGGAAGUUGGGAAAAUUAAGCAUGAACCUGCCGAAACUCUUGUUAAUUCUAUUGAUCUGUCCAAUAAAAAUGAGUCUGUAAAAUCUGAAUGCACCCUAGAGACCCAUAGAGAAGAUGGUGACUUAAUGGCUAAACUCGAGGCUACGGAUAUUACACCAGAUGAUGGGAUAAAGUUUCAUGAAUCAGAGAAAUUAGCUUUGGAGCUGGAAAUAAAGAUUGAAAUGCAUCAGAAGCAUUAUUUUGGAGUUCCAGGUACCCCAAGUGAUGCCUGGAACAAUUUAGAAGAAGCAAGUUUUCUCCUUGGUCUAUAUAUUUUUGGGAAGAAUCUUGUUCUGGUGAAGAAGUUUGUUGAGAGUAAAAAGAUGAGGGAUAUACUUUCAUUCUAUUAUGGGAAAUUCUAUAGGUCAGAGAAAUACCGCAGAUGGUCAGAGUGCCGGAAAAUGAGAAGAAGAAGGUGUAUAUAUGGACAGAGAAUAUUUACAGGAUGGAGGCAACAGGAGUUAUUAGCUCGUUUGCUUCCCAAUGUGUCAGAGGAAUGCCAAAAUACUUUACUGGAGGUUUCCAAGGCAUUUGGAGAGGGAAAAAUAUUGCUAGAGGAAUAUGUAUUCACUUUAAAGGCUACAGUUGGGUUAAAUUCUCUUGUCAGUGCAGUCGGGAUUGGUAAAGGGAAGGAAGAUCUCACAGGCAUUACCUUGGAGCCUAUGAAAGCCAAUCAAGUUGCUCCUGUCCGUCCAGAAAUACCUGUUGGAAAAGCAUGUUCUGCUCUUACACCCUUGGAGAUUAUCAACUUUCUAACAGGAAGCUACCGGUUAAGCAAAGCCCGAUCAAAUGAUCUGUUCUGGGAAGCUGUUUGGCCUCGUUUGCUUGCAAGGGGGUGGCACUCAGAGCAGCCUGCUAGUCAAGGGUAUACUGCUGGUUCCAAGCACUCUUUGGUUUUUCUUAUCCCUGGUGUUAAGAAGUUUUCCAGAAGGAAACUGGUGAAAGGAGACCACUAUUUCGAUUCCGUCAGUGAUGUCUUGAGUAGGGUUGCUUCAGACCCAGGGCUUCUUGAACUUGAAAUUGGGGCAGAUAAGGGAGAUAGUAGCAAAGAAGAAAAUGGAACAGAAUCUGACAGAGAUGAUCUUCCUAAUCGGCAACGUCACUGUUAUCUCAAGCCCCGAAUCCCAAAUCGUGGUGCAGAUGUCAUGACAUUUACUGUUGUGGAUACAAGCUUGGAUGAUGGAGGAAAAUUCAAGGUGAGAGAACUCAGAAGCUUACCCAUUGAAAUGAACAUUUCCAACUCAAGUGAUUCUGAAGAAAGUACUUCUGAGGAGCUUAUAGAUGAAUCUGAUUUGGCUGAUACUUCAUGUUCUGGUAGAGUUGAAACUAAUGGUUUGAAACCCACGGAGAUUAAUCAUGAUAGGGAAGUGUAUCCUGAUGGAAAUGCUUCAAACAAUAAGUUUCCAGUUGAUGGUCAAGCUUCGACUAAUGUACCUGCCAUCCCAAAGGACCCAAAAACAAAGGUCUGCAAUGGAAAGGCUAUGAAGAACCAACCAAGCCAGAGAAUUAAAAUUGACAAUAAAAAUAAUCUAGCCCCUGUUACUAAGCGGCGUCGGAAAUUAACUGCAUGUAGUCGCAAAGAGACAAUCCAGAAGGGAAAAAUUAUCUCGGUAUCUCCUGGAUUAAAACAAAAGGAGGCCAGCUGCUGUGAAGGGAAUCCUGAUGGCAGUGCAGAGAUCCCCUCUGAAGUAGAUCCAGUGGAGCAGCAAUUGUCAUCUGCCAGUUCAUCCAAAGGUAGUCCAACUAUUAGAGGUGAAGGCAUUCUCAGAAGUACUUGUGCUGGUGCUGAACAAACUCAUGUGGAACAUCAACACCGGACACUAAUUGACUUGAACUUACCUGUUCUUCUGGAUGGUGAAACUGAUGAGCCUUUCAUGGGGGAAGUGACAGAAAGUGAACAUGAAAACCCAAGCAGGCAGCCCAACAAUGCCAGUCAACCGGAAGCCACUUGUUGCAUGCCCAGCUCUGAGCUGCAGCCUAACAUGAAUGCUCGGAGACAGAGCACCAGAAAUCGGCCUCCAACCACCAAAGCGCUUGAAGCUCUUGCUUGUGGAUUUCUAACUACAACGCAGAAGCGAAAACGUAGGGAUGGUUUUGCACGGGAAAAUUACUUAUCAAGAGCUUCCCGACGAGCUCACGGUGGGGCCAAAGUUUCUGAGAAUUAUGGAGAUGGUAUGGUGGAUUUCAAAGCAGAGGUAAAAGGAAAUGGCAUGUGCAAUGGCAAUGGUGUCAUGGAGCAAACUUCCGACUUGACGCAAAUGGAAGUGGACUCAAAUCUUGGUGUCUCAUAAGAACGAGAAAUUUGCCGACUUGACAUAAGAAUGGAACUUCAACCAACAUUCUUCCCAUAAUGUCUGCAGGAAGGAGUGCCUUUUCUGGCUGCUAUAAAUUCCGUUACUACUUAUCCUUCCCAACUGCCGUAACACAUAAGCCUGCAGAUGCAACGAUCGAUGAACACUUCUCAAACUGGAGAAAGACAUCAAAACAAAGCGAUAUCUGUAAGUAUUGAGAGUCAGGAAGGAGAUUAGAAACCAACCAGUUGUAGCCCUUUUUUUUUUUUUUUGACAUAAUGAAUACUUUUUUCCAUUCCUAGUGUACACACAGAUGCAGUGUUCUUGAUUAUUUGUCCAGCAAUCGGAAUUUGACUGCCAAAACAAAUUGGGGUGGCAGACUCAAUCUUCUGCUCAGAUUUUGAUCAAGUGUACUCAUAAGACUGCUGUAUUAUAUAUUUAACUUUUCAUUUGUUUCUCUUUGAAAACCUUUAGUAAGCACCAUGUUUAAACA
Molecule: messenger RNA, 3234 nt
Organism: Theobroma cacao (cacao)
Lineage: Eukaryota; Viridiplantae; Streptophyta; Magnoliopsida; Malvales; Malvaceae
Cellular component (GO): nucleus
Molecular function (GO): transcription corepressor activity
Source: RefSeq, a predicted model, not a curated record